Vitis vinifera (wine grape) is the source of this 2187-nucleotide messenger RNA. RefSeq names its product phytochrome A-associated F-box protein. The transcript has a single exon. Bases 840 to 1988 code for a protein of 382 amino acids. Lineage: Eukaryota; Viridiplantae; Streptophyta; Magnoliopsida; Vitales; Vitaceae. The record is from RefSeq and is a predicted model, not a curated record. Gene Ontology annotation, molecular function: protein binding.
UGGAGAGCUCCUGCCGGGUUGAACUCUCCAGCAACUGAUGGUAGCUUCAAGAAGUCACAGUUAUGGUUAAAGGGGGGAUCCAGUGAGAGGGUCAAUCAAGGCAAGUAGGAAAUGGGACAACCAACCAUUGAAGUGGAGUGUGUGACUAGACAGAAAACACGUCCUUGCGUUGAAGGGACAAGAAGAUAAGGGCGCACAUGAGAUGCCUACAAGAUCACCAGCCCCCCGAGGAGUGACGUGCGUUGACAUAAAGUUGGAAGGCUUCCCAACACAAGUUGUCUUGCUCCUUGUGUGGCUAUGUUUUGGUUUGUACCAAAACCAUUAUGUACGAAACAUAGAGAAAGGACUAAAGGAAUACCUCUACGCCACCUUCAAACUCAACCCUCCCCCACCACCUAGAAAUGAAAAGACGACCUCAAUAGACGCUUUAUCAUCCACUAGAACAUAUCUCAUCUCUGACUCAAUUCUCAUGCUCAAUCAUUCACUCUUGGUAUCCUAGGAAAAGCAAUGGUUUUUUCUAUUGUAAAUUGGGAAUUAAAUAUUUUUAUAAUAUUUAUUCAUACCCAAGUGUCAUUACUUUGAAUCUUUGCUAAAUUUCGAUAUGGUAAUGAAUACAAAGGGGAAGAGAUUAAUUUGGGUUUAUCAUAUACCAUCAAAUAUAGUAACAAAGAUUGUAAUGAGUUGGAUGAAACUGCCGACUAUUUUUGAUAUGGACCCCAAUUUCAGAAUAAUAUACAACUCAAGUGAUGUAUUAAAUUAUUAAGAACCCAUUAUUAAUAGAUUGUGGGGUUGGGCCUUGUGGCACGAGGAAGCAUUCACACGUAAGGAGCACAUAGGAUAUGCACAAAACCACAGAAUACCAUAAAUUUUGCAAACCUCGAUCCCAAACGACGUGUGUUGAAGUCCAAAGGGUUGGAGAGAGUCCCAAUCCCGGAGGUUCGUCUGUUUUUGCCGAAGGGAAAAUUUCUGAUACCCAUUUCGCAAAUCAAUCAGCAAUGACUAUGGGCAAUGAGACUGUGUUCUCAAAACUAUCCGACGACGUGGUUCUUAGCAUAUUGUUCAAGCUCGAAGACGACCCUCGAUACUGGGCACGCCUCGCAUGCGUCUGCACCAAAUUCUCCUCUCUAAUCCGCAAUGUUUGUUGGAAAACCAAAUGCUCCCAAACCAUCCCUUCCAUUGUCGCCGAUCUCUUCUCCGGCCCCGGCGACUCAUCCCCGCCUGGAGGCUGGGCGGCGCUGCACAAGCUCUCUGUUUGUUGCCCGGGACUCCUCCACUCUGGCGUCCUCUUAGAGAAUUCCGAUUUUGGUCUGGAGCGCGAGCUCGGGCCCGAUGAGGAUUAUCGGAAAGCGGGUUCGUUUCAGAUCACUGUUGGAGAUGCGACAACCCCAGCUGUGGCGUCUUCGAGCCACCAUGAUGGUAAUUCAGAAGUUUCUGAUUCAUGUUCUUGGUCUUUGUUUGACGAUCUUUACUUUGAUACUUUGUACAAUGUAUCUGAAACCAUGGAUGAGACUCAAAUUGGUGUGGAGGUUGAGAACGGUGCGGUGAAAGUGGGUGGAGAUUUGCCUGUUUCUAAGACAGUGAAGAGCUGCAGACCUCUGAGGUCACAUUUGGCUUCUGGAGUGUGGAAUUUGAGUCGUGAACAGGGCAAUAAGCUUCUUGCGAGUCGCUUUCGGGGGGAUUGUUUGUACAUUUGUGACUGGCCUGGGUGCGUUCACGUGGAAGAGAAGCGAAACUAUAUGCUCUUUAGAGGGGUUUUUAAGAAUUUCAAGCGGUCUAGAGUUUGGAGGACCAUAAAUGAUGGGAAUCGGAGCAAGGUUGAUCUGAAUUGUGCUUUUUGUCCAUGUAAGGAGACUUGGGAUCUGCAUUCUGCCUUCUGUUUGAGGCGAGGUUUUGGGUACCAUGAUGAUGGGGAGCCAGUUGUUCGAGCUUAUGUUUGUGAGAAUGGGCAUGUCUCUGGGGCAUGGACUGAGUACCCAUUGUACACUUAGACGUGGUAUCCUCAAUCUGCCAGUAUGAUAAUAUUUUCUCGGGUUAUUUGUUGCUCUGCCAUCUCUAUUGGGCAGAGAGAGUAUUUAAGAAAUGUUAUUGAAUAUUAGGUAUGUUUGAACCUUUUUCUUAUGUAUGGUUUUAUCAUUGCUGCUUAUCUUUCACUUGAAAUGGAUUUUUAAGUUCUAGUUGUGCUUUCAA